CCUAAUUUUUACGGAGUAUUUUUUUUUCUAUACAUACCAUUUCCCUCCAGUUUAUUCCAAUUCUUAAAUACCCAUCUAUCUAUCUUAUUUUCUUCCCCUCAUCUCUCUAAAUUUAUAGCUUUAGUUACUUUAUUUGGACAAACCCUUGAAGCAAAAGGAGUUCAUCAACCAUGUCUUUCAAAAGGUCCAACUCUAUGUCAGGAUUGUCUAUCGCAGACCACAGCAAAAAUUCAUUUCUGGAAUUAAAGAGGAAGAAGGAACAUCGUUAUGUGAUAUUCAAGAUCGACGAGAAGAAAAGAGAGGUUAUCGUCGAGAAGACUGGCUCUCCAGCUGAGAGCUAUGAUGAUUUUCUGGCUGCUUUACCAGACAACGACUGUCGAUAUGCAGUCUAUGAUUUCGAUUUUGUGACAUCCGACAACUGCCAGAAGAGCAAAAUUUUCUUCUUUGCAUGGGCUCCUUCAACCUCUCGUAUACGGGCCAAGAUGCUGUAUGCCACAUCAAAGGAGAAUUUCAAGCAUGAGCUUGACGGUGUCCAUUAUGAAAUUCAGGCGACUGACCCGUCUGAAUUGGAUCUCGAAGUUCUGAAAGAGCGUGCACAUUAAUUAUUUUGAUCUCAAUACAGAGAUGAUGAUUCUUUGUAAGAUGGAAGAACAGAUCAAUUACAGAAGGUCUGACAUUUGAAUUGAAGCUCAUGGGUUGUUACAUGAUAAAAGUGUACCACUAGCUAUUUACCCCAUGUUGCUUGUCAGAUUAUAUGGGUCUAAGACAGGAUUACCAAAUUGUAAGCUUAAUACCAAUUAUAAUGUUCUGAUUCUUGGAAGUUGGAAAUUAAAAAUGCUAUCAAUUCAGAUGUUUUAUGCAUAA
This is a messenger RNA of Amaranthus tricolor (Joseph's coat), 864 nucleotides long. RefSeq names its product actin-depolymerizing factor. Gene Ontology annotation, cellular component: actin cytoskeleton; cytoplasm. Bases 171 to 602 code for a protein of 143 amino acids. Lineage: Eukaryota; Viridiplantae; Streptophyta; Magnoliopsida; Caryophyllales; Amaranthaceae. Gene Ontology annotation, biological process: actin filament depolymerization. The transcript has 3 exons. Gene Ontology annotation, molecular function: actin filament binding. The record is from RefSeq and is a predicted model, not a curated record.